This is a messenger RNA of Nannospalax galili (Upper Galilee mountains blind mole rat), 1577 nucleotides long. It is a transcript of the gene Elp6, whose product is annotated as elongator acetyltransferase complex subunit 6. Bases 16 to 1152 code for a protein of 378 amino acids. The record is from RefSeq and is a predicted model, not a curated record. NCBI's taxonomy places the organism in Eukaryota, Metazoa, Chordata, Mammalia, Rodentia, Spalacidae. The transcript is spliced from 8 exons. Gene Ontology annotation, cellular component: elongator holoenzyme complex. Gene Ontology annotation, biological process: tRNA wobble uridine modification.
GAGUGGCAUCCAGAGAUGGCCCAGAAACACCUGGGACACGUGCUCCUGCGCGUGCGCAGCAGCACCCCAGCCACCAGCCUGAUUGGCUGCGUCUCUGUCGCGGAAUGUAAUUACGCACGCACACUUUAUCGCACGAGCUCGCGUGCGUGUUGCUCUUCAGCUUCCAGUCUCUCCGGAAGAAUCGCAGCUUCUCAUCCCGGUCCUCAAUGUUUCCGGAACUCAAUAACCUCCUCAACACCACUCCUGACAGGACCGAGCAGGCCUCCCAGGAUCGUGUACUCCGCGAGGUCCUGGUCCCAGACGAUGUUGCAGAACAGGCCCGAGAGGAGAAAAUUCGAUACUCCUACAUCCUUUUGGGACCACCAUCUUGCCUACCCCGAGUCUCCCUCUGCCUCAGAACAUUCGGGGACACUGACUCUACUCUGUGAUGCUAAGACAGAUGGCAGCUUCCUUGUACAUCACUUCCUCUCCUUCUACCUCAAAGCUAAUUGUAAAGUCUGCUUUGUGGCACUCAUCCAGUCCUUCAGUCACUACAAUAUUGUGGGACAGAAGCUGGGUGUCAGCCUGUCCACAGCACGGGAACGUGGACAACUUGUGUUUCUGGAAGGCCUCAAGUCCUCAAUAGACAUCUUCUUCCAGACUCAGGAGGAGCCGCACCCCUUGCAGUUUUUCAGGGAGGCCAAUGGAGGGAACCUGCAGUCACUGUAUGAGUUUGUGCGGGAUGCCUUGAAGCCCAGGGACAGUGAGGAGACCAUGUGGAGGUACCCAGUGCUGUUGGUGGACAACCUCAGUGUGCUGCUAAGCCUGGGUGUGGGGGCCGUCACCGUGCUGGACUUCAUCCAGUACUGCAGAGCUGCUGUGUGCUGUGAACUGAAGGGAAACAUUGUAGCCCUUGUGCAUGACAGUGGAGAUGCUGAGGAUGAGGAGAAUGACAUCCUGCUGAAUGGCCUCAGUCAUCAGAGCCACCUGAUCCUGCGGGCUGAGGGCCUGGCCACUGGCUUCUGCAAGGAUGUGCAUGGGCAGCUGAGGAUCCUCUGGAGGAGGCCAUUGCAGCCCACAGCCCAGCGAGAUCGAAGCCUCACUUACCAGUACAAGAUACAGGAUAAGAACGUGUUCUUUUUUGCCAAAGGAAUGUCUCCUGCUGUUCUAUGACCUGAUUUGGGGGCAGCUAAAGCUACUCUUGACUGUUUUUGGAUACAGAAGAUAAAACAUGAAUGGGCCUUCAGACCUUUGUAAGACUAUUUCAGGCUGGACUGGCAACUCCACUGACCAGAUGGGUUGAAUGGUGCUAUGGAGAUGUGUGUGUGUGUGCCUUUUUUUCUCUGGGCCCUGCUCAGAAACAGGGAGGCAUCUACAUAUCACCUCUGCUCUGAGAGGUUAGAUGAUGAACCCCAGCUGAAGGGGACCUUUGGAGCAUCCCAUGAAACUGCUUUAGCCUCACUUACCCAUUUUUGGUGGUUGUGCCUUUCAGAGCCAGAGUGAGUAGAAUGGACCAGUCAGGAAACUGUCCUGGAUGGCAGGCAUCCAGGCUGACAACUAAGAUAAUGAUGGCUGGAAUAAAGAAUGUUCGCAUGCUA